Molecule: messenger RNA, 561 nt
Organism: Strongylus vulgaris
Lineage: Eukaryota; Metazoa; Nematoda; Chromadorea; Rhabditida; Strongylidae
Source: the annotation of a GenBank genome assembly
AUGACGUUUAUUGCACUAUUACUACUGCAAUUCAUUACCUGUAAUGGUUACAAAUUUCUUGUAUAUUCACCGGCUUUUGGAUACUCGCAUAUGAACUUCAUGGGCUCUAUAGCGGAUACAUUAACUGAAGCAGGACACAAUGUGGUAAGUUUGAUUGCAGUAAUAUGCGAGCUUCCUCGCAAAUUCCUUGAAGGAAGGAAAUAUGCCAUGGUAAUCAGUCUGACAUUGCUGAUACCGAUUAUGGACCCUGAACUACAAGAUAAAACCGGAGUUAAACUGGCAAAAAACAUCGUGAAGACAUUGCUGAUACCGAUUAUGGACCCUGAACUACAAGAUAAAACCGGAGUUAAACUGACAAAAAACAUCGUGAAGGUCUCAAUUGAUCCACGUGUACUCGAGCUGGAUAAGCAUAGGACGAAACAAAUGUCACAAACAUGGACCUUGAAACCAAGCAUUACCGCUAUAAUAGAGGUAUCGAGUUUUGCUCGCUUGGAGAAAUUAGGAAGAACUACGCUUUCAGAUGGGCAAGACUAUGACGGACUCUUUCAUGUACCAAUGUGA